AUGACCCAAGACCCAAUUCCCAUCGACCUCUUUCGCGGCUGGCCCAAUCCUACGCUGCUGCCAGUCGAUUCGCUCGCACAAAGCGCCGCCACCGUCCUGUCCACGCCCGCCCUCUACCAGCCCGGCCUGCAGUAUGGGCCCGACGAAGGCUAUGCGCCGCUGCGCCAGCACGUCGCGACAUGGCUGAGCUCAUUCUAUCCCCCAACAGCAGCCAAACGAACCGGCCCCAUCUCGUCCGCCCGCCUUUGCAUCACGGGCGGCGCGAGCCAGAACCUCGCUUGCGUCUUGCAGGUCUACACGGAUGCCGCCUACACACGGAAUAUCUGGCUGGUCGCGCCGACUUACUACCUUGCUUGUCGCAUCUUUGACGAUGCCGGAUUCAUGAAUCGCCUCCGGGGCGUGCCCGAGGAUGCAGAAGGUAUUGAUCUGGAGUUCUUGGAGCAGAGAUUGCACGAGGCUGAACAGGAUGUUAGAAUUACCAAGCCGCUGCAUACCUUACCACGACCAUGGAGCAAAAUCUACAAACACGUCAUCUAUCUCACGCCGACCUUUGCGAACCCGUCGACCAAAGUGGUCUCUCUCCGCCGUCGCGAAGAGCUAGUCCGACUCGCCCGACGUUUCGAUGCGCUCAUCAUCGCCGACGAUGUCUACGACUUUCUACAGUGGCCUUCAGAUCCCAGUGUGCCCGAGCAGGAGUAUGAUAGCGAAACCGCCUUGCUGCCGAGGAUAGUCGAUAUUGACGGGUAUCUCGACGGUGGCCCUAUAGACGAGUGGGGGAACGCGAUGAGCAACGGCAGCUUUAGCAAGUUGAUUGGGCCUGGCAUGCGCGUGGGCUGGGUGGAGGGGACGGAGAAGUUUUCGUACGGGAUAUCGCAGACGGGAUCAACGCGGUCGGGCGGCGCCCCUUCGCAACUAGCAUCUACAUUCGUGGAUCAAAUUCUACACUCGGGAUCACUACAACGACAUAUCAAAUCAGAAUUGAUCCCCUCGUAUCGCGCCCGCUAUAAUCGGAUGAUGGGCGCGAUAAACGAACACUUACUACCAUUAGGAUUUAAAGUGCCUGCAAACACCCAACCGACAGCCGGCGGAUUCUUCGUCUGGCUUGACCUACCCGAGUCAUUGACGGGGGAUCUUCUAGCGGAGCGAGCGCUGGCAGAGGGAAACCUCCGGAUUGGCAGUGGCUCGCUGUUUCAAAUCGAGGGUGAUGGCACGGAGUACCGCCGGACAUUUGGUCGAAGUAUUCGACUGUGUUUUGCGUGGGAGCGUGUUGAAGUUCUCGACGAGGGCGUGCGACGUUUGGCGGAUAUAUACCUAAGUAAAUUCUUCAACCUCAAGACUACAACGUUGUGA
Molecule: messenger RNA, 1350 nt
Organism: Talaromyces atroroseus
Lineage: Eukaryota; Fungi; Ascomycota; Eurotiomycetes; Eurotiales; Trichocomaceae
Exons: 4
Coding region: 1-1350 (449 amino acids)
Biological process (GO): biosynthetic process
Molecular function (GO): pyridoxal phosphate binding; L-2-aminoadipate:2-oxoglutarate transaminase activity
Source: RefSeq, a predicted model, not a curated record